Molecule: messenger RNA, 282 nt
Organism: Rangifer tarandus platyrhynchus (Svalbard reindeer)
Lineage: Eukaryota; Metazoa; Chordata; Mammalia; Artiodactyla; Cervidae
Source: the annotation of a GenBank genome assembly
AUGUACCCGUGGGCGCGUCAUGUGCAGACUGAGGCCCCAGGCCUCCAGGCUCAGACCCUGGUGCCUCGCCAGGCUGCGUGCCCGAGUGCCAGAAUCCGCCCCAAGUGCCCUCCGGCUGUGCCCCCACCGCUGGUCCUUGGGAAGGGCCCAGGCCCAGCCCGCAUGGCCUGCCGGUCUCCUGGGCAAUGCUGUGCCCCCGCAGACACCACCUGCCCCAACCCUGCCUGUAAGGAGCACGCGGGAAGCUGUGGCUUCGGCAGGCUUUACUCCCUGACCUUGUAG